Ipomoea nil (Japanese morning glory) is the source of this 1932-nucleotide messenger RNA. RefSeq lists its product as uncharacterized. Lineage: Eukaryota; Viridiplantae; Streptophyta; Magnoliopsida; Solanales; Convolvulaceae. The transcript is spliced from 5 exons. The coding region runs from base 1 to 1932 and encodes 643 amino acids. The record is from RefSeq and is a predicted model, not a curated record.
AUGAAGGAUCCUCCUCCUAUUCUCCAAACUCUAUACUUUGACGAUAAUGAACAGAGUAGACAUUUCCUCAACAAUAUUCGUAGAUAUAACAUGUUCUGCUUCACGUCUCUAGGAGGUAGAGUUGAUAGGUCAAUCAACACCGGUAACGCUCCUCCGAUUUUUAGGAUAAGUGGUCAAAAUUAUCAUUGGAUUGGAAGCAUGGUUCUAGAAGAAGAAUGGCAAGAACUGAAAUCCAGUCUAAUCCAGUUGUUGAGGUUAAAAGUGAAUUUAAUAGGUAGGCGAAUCAAGGACGGAAGGACAUACAAUUUGCCUACUGCUAAUGAGGUGGUUGCACUUAUUGUUGGGGACCUAGAUCCAUCAAUGGGUGAUCCAGACAUAUUGAUUGAGAGCUGGACAGUUGAAGAGAAUAAACCAUUUGAACCCUAUGGUUAUCUUGAAGAUAUUACAUUUUAUGAUGCAUGGCGCCAAGGACAUCAUGGUGGUAGGACAAGAAUUAGCCCUAAAAAGUAUUUCUCAUUCUAUAUACAUGAGAAGGUAAAUGAGACGCAUACGUUGUUGUAUUCUAGGAGAUUAUUUCAACAAUACUUGGUUGAUGCAUAUACAAUGAUCAAAUACGCACGAUUGUUCUACAUUAGAACUCAGCAGCAAGCGUUGCAGUGUGAAGCUUAUCAGGGGUUGAGCGAAGCAUUAACAAGGGGCGAAUUAGAUCCCACAUCUCGGGGUAAAAGAAUUAUACUACCAUCAUCAUUCACAGGCAGAGCUAGGUCUAUGAUUCAAAAUUAUCAAGGUGCAAUGGCAAUAUGCAGACACAUCGGUUAUCCACAUAUGUUCAUAACAUUCACAUGCAACCCAAAGUGGCCUGAGAUUGAGCGGUAUGUUGCACAACGUGGGCUUAAAGCAGAGGAUAGACCCGGUAUUGUUUGCCGCGUGUUUAAGAUGAAACUUGAUGCUAUGAUUGAAGAGAUCAAGACAGAAAUGCUGUUUGGCGACAUAUGUGGAGUUAUCUACACAAUUGAAUUUCAAAAAAGAGAUCUCCCUCACGCGCACAUAUUGCUAUUUGCCAAAAGAAUAAAUCGAGCUAAUUCCGCACCUGAAAUUGAUGCUUUGAUUUCUGCUGAGAUUCCAAACCCAGAUACUGACAAUGAAUACAAUGACGCAGUUAGAGAAUUUAUGUUGCACAGACCGUGCGGACAACUCCAGAAGAAUUCGUCAUGCAUGGUAAAUGGUAAAUGUUCAAAAUAUUUUCCGAAAAAAUAUGUUAGUCAAAUGAUUCUGGAUAAAGAUGGUUACCCAAACUACAGAAGUCGUGACAAUGGACGCACAAUUAGUAGGAAUGGAAUCCAACUUGAUAACUGUUACGUUGUCCCGCAUAAUAAACAUCUGCCUCUAAAAUAUCGCGCACAUAUUAAUGUUGAAUGGUGCAACCGGUCGAGAUCGAUCAAAUAUUUAUUCAAAUACGUCAAUAAAGGAAACGAUCGAGUCACGGCAGAGUUCAUGAGUAAUUCUACGAAUGCACUCAAUGGUGAUGUGGUCGAUGAGAUUAACAUGUACUACGAUUGUCGCUAUAUAUCAGCAUGUGAAGCCACCUGGCAACUAUUUGGGUACGUGAUACAUUAUCGUACGCCACCUAUGGAGAUGUUAAAUUUCCACUUAGAGCACCAACAGAACAUUGUCUAUGGGGAAGAUCAAACAAAACUAGACGAGAUUGUCGAGAACCAAACGGUUAAGCAGAGCCAGUUCACUGCUUGGUUUGAGGCAAACAAAAAAUACGAAGAUGCUCGGUCGCUCACUUAUGCAGAGUUCCCCAAUGAUGACAAGGAAUACAUCGACGGUAUUACUGAAUCCAGUCAUUGUGCUUCCGCGUCUGCAUUGCGAAGGUUGUUUGCUACGUUACUCACUUCAAGUUCAAUUAGUAGACAAGAGGAGGUGUAG